Messenger RNA from Betta splendens (Siamese fighting fish), 2835 nucleotides. RefSeq names its product keratin, type II cytoskeletal 8. Gene Ontology annotation, molecular function: structural constituent of skin epidermis. Gene Ontology annotation, cellular component: keratin filament. Lineage: Eukaryota; Metazoa; Chordata; Actinopteri; Anabantiformes; Osphronemidae. The record is from RefSeq and is a predicted model, not a curated record. Gene Ontology annotation, biological process: keratinization; intermediate filament organization.
CAGAGCGGUCCGGGUCCGGUCUGACCCGUCCUCCACCGACACCUCCUGCAGCAGCAGCACCUGGAGGAGGCAGAAGCCUCACACUGCGUUGGAUCCGUUCCAGCCGUCGGGUCGUGAGUAAAUGAUCCAUGUGGAACCCAAAGCGGAGUGAGACCCGAGCCCCGUCCAAACAACAACACCUUCUCAGGUUUUGGCAGCAGAUUGGGUUUCAUGGUUCGUCGGCCUGAAGCAGUGAAAGUAAGUGGAGCCGGGGAACGACACAAAACAGACAGAGCUCUGUAAUUACAAACCACACAUUGUGUGCGUAGACGUUUUGGGCUAUUUCUCAUCACUCGCUGCUUGUUUUCCUGUUCGGUUUCCAGUCCAGCUUUGCUCAUCUCAGGCCCGUUAGAAUCCACCCGCCCUGAACCUGGUCACUGUGAGCUGCUUUCAGUCUCCAGACAGAACUUCCCUAACGGUGUCGGUUCAGCUCGGCUCCUGUAACACAUAGAAAGCUGUAACUGGGACAUUGAGGCUCACGUGAUGCCAGACGUUGCAUUCGCCCGACUCUGUAAAUGUCAGUGUAAACUUUAAGGAGUAGCUCACACAGGAAGCUAUGAUCUGAGAUGAACCCUUAAACACGUGAUACCUGAGCCCACAGCUUCUCUCCUCCUCUGCUGACUCCACCUGAGGGGGAGGUUUAAAAGCUGCCGAGACGCCUCCAUGCGCUCAGACGACGUACAUCCACCUAACCUGUGCUUUUCCAGCCACCUCUUCCCUGUGUCCGUCCAGCGCUGCAUCCCUCAUCUCUGUCCACCAUGAGCCUGAGUCGGACCAAGCGGAUCAGCUCCAGCACCUCCGUCCGGGGCAGCAGUGGCUCCAGGAGGCUGAGCAGCUUCAGCCCGGGUCAGGCCGGCUUCAGCGGCAUCUCCCUGAGCGGCGGCUCCCUGUACGCAGGCGCCAACGGGCACCAGCACGGCCUGGGGGCCCCGCUGGCCUCGCUGUCCGUCAACAAGAGCCUGCUGGCCCCCCUCAACCUGGAGAUAGACCCCAGCCUGUCCAUGAGCCGGGCCCACGAGAAGGAGCAGAUCAAGAGCCUCAACAACCGCUUCGCCAGCUUCAUCGACAAGGUGCGUUUCCUGGAGCAGCAGAAUAAGAUGCUGGAGACUAAGCUGGAGCUGCUCCAGGGUCAGGGUGUGACCCGGUCCAACGUGGAGCCCCUGUUUGACGCCUACAUGGCAGGUCUGAGGCGCCAGAUGGACCUGGUCAAUAACGACAAGACCAAGCUGGACGGGGAGCUGAGGAACAUGCAAGGUCUGGUGGAGGACUACAAGCACAAAUACGAAGACGAGAUCAACAAGAGAAACAACCUGGAGAAUGACUUUGUUAUCCUCAAGAAGGAUGUAGACUCGGCCUAUUUGGUAAAGGCAGAUCUGGAGGACAAGGUUGGAGCUCUAACCGAUGAAAUUAACUUUCUACGCAACAUCUAUGAGGAGGAGCUGCGUGAGCUGCAGUCCAGCAUCAAGGACACCUCAGUGGUGGUGCAGAUGGACAACAGUCGGAGCCUGAACAUGGAGCAGAUCGUGGCUGAGGUCAAAGCUCAGUAUGAGGAGAUCGCUGCCCGCAGCAGAGAGGAAGCGGAGGCCUGGUACAAGAGCAAGUUCGACCAGAUGUCGGUGCAGGCCAGCCAGUUUGGAGACGAGCUGCGCAUCGUGAAGGGGGACGUGGCCGAGGUCAACCGACUGAUCAGCCGGCUGCAGAGCGAGAUCGAGGCUGUCAAAGCUCAGCGAGGCAGCCUGGAGAACCAGCUGGCUGAGGCCGAGGAACGCGGGGAGCUGACGGUGAAGGAGGCCAAAGCUCGAACCAGAGACCUGGAGGACGCGCUCCAGAGGGCCAAGCAGGACAUGGCCAGACAGCUCAGAGAGUACCAGGACCUGAUGAACCUGAAACUAGCUCUGGACAUCGAGAUCGCCACCUACAGGAAGCUGCUGGAAGGAGAGGAGGACCGGCUUGGCCAGCAGUCCAUCCUCAGCAUCCACCCGGUCUCCAACUACAGCACUAAAAGUACCAACGGCUUCCACAGCACCAGCAGCUCACCUGUCCCUAAGCUGCUGAUAAAGACGACCGAGACCAGAGACAGCAGCAGAUACAGCAUUCACUGAGAGUCUGAUCCAAACAGCGGCUGCAGAGGACCUUCAAACCCUGCUACGUGUGCACAUUUUACUGGGUUGUCAUUUUUAAUGGUGAUUGUUGGAGUUUGAAUUUGAACUGUGUAAAAAGGUGCAUGAAGUGAAAGGGUUUGAAUCUGUUCUAUAUCUACUAAACAGCAUAAAACUGUUCCAGCAUAAACAUGUAGAGCAUUUACAAACAUCUACACUUUCUUUGAUUUUCUAACACAUCUUCACAUGUGCAGGUGCAGGGGAGCAUUUGUUUAUUACUAAUUCUUAGUAAUGGAAAAAUAAACUAAUGAAUCAUUUAAAAACAGUGGCAAUUAUGCUGAUUUGCAUUUGCUGACAUAAUUGACAUUAUACUUCAUAAUGGAUUUCUCAUGUUGACUUUAAGUAAAGCUUGUAGUUGGAACCAGCAGCAGGAAACAUGCUCUGAGGUUAUAAUAGAAUGAACACUUUGUAGUGAUGAUUUGGGGAAUGUUCUGUAAAUGGGUUUCAUGAUUAUGAGUUAAGUUUAUUCCUAGUUAAUACAGGUUUUACUGUUAAUUAAUGACGUAACCUGUUUCGUUUGGUAGCUAGUAUUGAUUAUUAUUGGGUCUUUAUUUAGACAUGUGGUCAUUGGGUUUCACUCAGUUAAAAGCAUUUUUCUUCUGUUUUCUUUACAAAUAAAGCGAACAUGGACACAAAG